Eubalaena glacialis (North Atlantic right whale) is the source of this 3030-nucleotide messenger RNA. RefSeq names its product NLR family pyrin domain containing 14 (gene NLRP14). Lineage: Eukaryota; Metazoa; Chordata; Mammalia; Artiodactyla; Balaenidae. Gene Ontology annotation, biological process: regulation of inflammatory response. Gene Ontology annotation, cellular component: cytoplasm. Gene Ontology annotation, molecular function: protein binding. The record is from RefSeq and is a predicted model, not a curated record.
AUGACAGAUUUGUCAUCUUCCUCCUUCUUUUCUGAUUUUGGGCUGCUACUGUAUUUGGAGGAGCUAAACAAAGAGGAAUGAAAUAGAUUCAAGUCACUCCUGAAGAAUGAGACCACGGAACCUGGAUCCUGCAGGAUACCCUGGUCUGAAGUGAAGAAGGCCAAGUGGGAGGAUUUGGCUAACUUGAUGAACAAGUAUUAUCCAGGAGAGCAGGCCUGGGAGGUGGCUCUCAAAAUCUUUGGCAAGAUGAACCUGAAGGAUCUGUGUGAGAGAGCAAAUGCAUAGAUCAACUGGACAGCCCAGACGAGACCAGAGGACACUGGGGCCAGAGAGGUACAAGGUGAUCAGGAAGCAGUGCUGGGUGAUGGAGCAGAAUACAGAGUUCAAAUAAAGGAAAUAUUUUGCAUCAUGUUAGAUAAGAACCAUUUGCUUGGAGAAUCUGAAAACUUCUGUCAUGAAAUUGCUCAGGAAGGCUGAGAACUGUUGGAAUGUUUGUUUGAUGAGGAUGUCAGAACAGGUUCGCAGCCAUAGACCGUGCUCCUUCAGGGGGCUGCUGGAGUUGGGAAGACAACCUUGGUGAGAAUGAUGAUGUUAGACUGGGCACAGGGCAACCCCUACCAGCAGAAAUUUACCUAUGUUUUUUAUCUCAAUGCAAGAGAAAUUAACCAGUUGAGAGAGAGAAGCUUUGCUCAAAUGAUAUCAAAGGACUGGCCCAGCACAGAAGGCCCCAUUGAAAGGAUUCUGUCCCAGCCGAGUAGUCUCCUUUUUAUUGUUGAUAGUUUUGAUGAACUGAACUUUGCCUUUGAGGAACCUGAGUGUGUGCUGUGUGCAGACUGGACCCAGGUACACCCCGUGUCCUUCCUCAUGAGUAGUUUGCUGAGAAAAGUGAAGCUCCCUGAGUCGUCCUUAUUAGUGACGACAAAACUCACAGCUUGUAAGAAACUAAAGCCUUUGUUGAAGAGUCAGCAUUCUAUACAGCUACUAGGUAGGUCUGAGGAUGCGAGAGAGGCAUAUAUUUACCAAUUUUUUGAACAUGAGAGGUGGGCCUUGCAAGUGUUCAGUUCCCUAAGAAACAAUGAGAUGCUUUUUAGCAUGUGCAAAGCCCCCGUAGUGUGCUGGGUCAUUUGUAGUUGUCUGGAGCAGCAAAUGGAGAGGGGUGGUGAUAUCACACUGACCUGCAAGACAACCACAUCUCUGUUUACCUGCUGUAUCUCUAGCUUGUUGACACGGGUAGAGGGAAGCUUUCCUAGUCUACCCAGCCAAACCCAACUGAGAAGCCUGUGCUGCCUGGCUGCCAAAGGAGCACGGACUAUGACAUAUGCGUUUUACAAGGAAAAUCUCAGAAGGCAUGGGUUAGCGAAAGCUGAUGUCUCAAUUUUCCUGGACAUGAAUAUUCUUCAAAAGGACAAAGAGUAUGAAAACUGCUAUGUGUUCACCCACCUGCACAUUCAGGAGUUUUCUGCAGCAAUGUUUUAUAUGUUGCAAGGUAGUUGGGGCACCAGGGACAAUUCCUUUCAGUCUUUUGAAGACUUGGAGCUGGUACUUGAAAACAGGAGUUAUAAAGACCCCCAUUUGCUGCAGAUGAAAUGCUUUUUGUUUGGCCUUUUGAAGGAAGAUCGAGUGAAACAACUGGAGGAAACUUUUAACUGUAAAAUGUCACUGGAGAUGAAAUGGGAGAUACUUCAGUGGAUGGAAACACUAGGAAACAGUGAACAUUUUCCAUCACAUCUGGUUUUUCUGGAGUUGUUUUACCACCUGUAUGAGACUCAAGAUGAAGUAUUUAUAAGCCAGGCAAUGAGAUACUUCCAAAAGGUUGUCAUUGAUAUUUGUGAGGAAAUCCAUUUGCUUGUGUCUUCCUUCUGCCUGAAGCAUUGCCAGUGUUUACGGACCAUUAAACUGACUGUAAUUGUGGUAUUUGAGAAGAAGAUGUUAAACUCAAGCUUCCCAGCUGAAACUUGUUUAAUGCUGGUCAAAACCAUAUCUCAGUUUAUUUUUACGAUUAUAAAACUGAGAUUCAGAGAAGUUCACCCAGAAACUUGGAAUCAGUCCUGCGACCUAACUACGGUUUGUUGCCUAAAUAUCUCUAAGGCUCUCGUCAGAAGCCAAAGCCUGUUAUCUCUGAAUCUAUCAACUAAUAAUCUCUUGGAUGAUGGAGUGAAGCUGUUGUGUGAGGCCUUAGUGCAUCCAAAGUGUAACCUAGAGAGAUUAUCCUUAGAAAGCUGUGGGCUCUCAGUAGCUGGUUGUGAGGAUCUCUCUUUGGCUCUCAUCAGCAAUAAAAGGCUGACACAUUUAUGCUUGGCGGACAAUGUCUUGGGAGAUAGUGGAGUAAAGCUUAUGAGUGAUGCCUUGAAACAUCCACAGUGCACUCUACAGAGCCUUGUGCUGAGGCGUUGCCAUUUCACUUCACUCAGCAGUGAAUCUCUCUCAACCUCCCUCCUAUGCAACAAGAGCCUGACGCAUCUGGAUCUGGGGUCAAACUGGCUACAAGAUGAUGGAGUAAAGCUUCUGUGUGAUGUCUUUCGGCAUCCAAGCUGCGAUCUCCAAGACCUGGAAUUGAUGGGCUGUAUUCUCAUUAGUGCAUGUUGUCUGGAUCUGGCUUCUGCUAUUUUGAACAACCCAAACCUGCAGAGCCUGGACCGUGGGAACAAUGACUUGCAGGAUGAUGGAGUAAGAAUUCUGUUUGAGGCUUUGAGACAUCCAAACUGCAAUAUUCAGAGGCUUGGGUUGGAACACUGUGGUUUGACCGCUCUCUGUUGUCAGGAUCUCUCUUCUACUCUUAGCAGCGACCAAAAACUGAUAAAAAUAAGCCUGACCCUGAAUAACUUAGAGUGUGAAGGAAUUAUGAAGUUAUGUGAAGUCUUGAGGUCUCCUGAAUGUAAACUACAGGUUCUAGGGUUGUGCAAAGAGGCAUUUGAUGAGGAAGCCCAGAAGCUGCUGGAAGCUGUGGGGAGUAGCAAUCCAUGCCUAGUCAUUAAGCAGGACUGUAAUGAUCAUGAGAAAGAAGAUGGUUCCUGGUGGCAGUGUUUCUGA